UUUACCAUUUGUUCCUUGUGUUCUUGAUUUUUGUUCCAGACUAUUUUGUUGUGGGAAGGACGCACAUAUAUAUCUGGUCUGCCUGCUUCGUCAAGGAGUGGCGUGAGACACGGAAGGGAGUAACGGCACAACGGAGUUGCCACGCCCUUGUCCUGAGGGAGGCAUCCAGCCACGACCAAGGUAACGCAUCCAGGCAAGACAGGUGCCCACCCUGAUCCAGCACAGCCAGCACAGCCAGUACGCCGCCGUCGCGAGGGGCAGCACAUCGAGAAGAUAUGUUCUCUUUCCUCAACCUUCAGAAUUUUAACUUCGAUUUCGUCGGAGACUCGAUCUCCAACAGCGGGCGCACCGGCAAGAAGAAGACCAGCAGCAGCAAUGGCAAGAGAGAGUCUGGCAAGCAGCUCUGGCUCUGGGAGUCGCACGGCUCCUCCUCCUCCUCGCCGACGGCCAACAGCACUGCCAACAUGACUCCGAGGACCGAGCCCGUCGUCACCCCGCCGCCGAAGAGGGCGCCGUUGGAUUGCCCCGCGGCUCGCCCGGAGACGGAGAGGGCCAAGCGGCGCUCCUUGUCGCAGCAGAGCGCGGUGCGCAACAACAACAAUGAACAACGGCGCUCGUCCGUGUUCUUCAGGCUCCCCGACCUCGACAAGAUCCUCAAGGGCGACAACGCCAACAGCAGCAGCUCAGCAGAGGCCGUCGCCGGCGGCAGCAAGAAGGAUGUGCGCAGCGCCAGCAGAAGCGUCACCGGCAGCAAGGGUCACCACCAAGGCAUGGGCGGCGGCGACGGGGACUUCGGGCAAAGCCUCGCGGCCAAGCUCAGCCGGCCCGUUUCGGGCCGCAGGCGCGGCCGUCGGGCUUCCGUUGCGCCCGGCGGUUCCUCGCCCGGGCGUACGAGAGAGGAUCGCUUAGCAGCAGCGGAAGAGGAAGCAAGGAACGCGGCCGCGGCGGCGGCGGAGAGGUCAACGUCCGUGUUGGAUGAUGAAGAGUCCCAUGAAGAAGGUUCGGCUGGUACCGCGCCUGCCGCUGCUGCGGCGGGGGGAGACGAAGGACCACGGUUCUUCGAAUCGAAACGGGACAGCUUGCUGCUGACCGUUGGGGAGGAGGAGGAGGUGCUGGCGCCGGCUGCUGCUGCUGCAGCCGAAGGUGAUGCUUUGCACCAGAAGCAGCAGCAAAAGGGUGAUCGUUCGAGGGAUCAUAAGCGGCCGUCCCCAAGAUCUUCGCCGAGAGCUCUCAGCGCCGGCCACAGGUAUUUCGAUGCGUUUUAG
This is a messenger RNA of Ectocarpus sp. CCAP 1310/34, 1265 nucleotides long. The record is from the annotation of a GenBank genome assembly. Lineage: Eukaryota; Phaeophyceae; Ectocarpales; Ectocarpaceae.